AUGUCCAAACAACCUGUCUCCAUGGAAACAGUACUGUAUGCACCAUAACAAGUUUCCAGAUCUGUUCAAAUAAAAUAGAUUUAACAUUUAAGUGAAACUUUGUGGUGCACAGAAGAAUAAAGUCUGUAAUUAGCCUAAUCAGAAGGCUGAAUGUUGUUGUUUUUUUUUUUUUUAAUACAUAGAGAGUUAAAUGGUUAUGGAGCUGUAAUCCUUUGAACAAUGUUACCAUGGAAACCAUAAGAGCAUCUGCCAAAUGUAAAUAUUAUGACAAAGAUCAUCUGAAGAGGUGGCUCAAAGAAAUUGUAAGACUGAAAUGGAGAAACUUUACCUGGAAGAGAAGGCAUCACUGGAAGAGAACCAAACCUGCACAAACCCAGGCGGACAUGAAGAUAAAGCCUCAGUUGGUCUCAGCGAUGGACAGCAGGUUCAGCCCACCCAGAGGCUGGAGAAAAAACACCGUUGUGACAAGUGUCUGAAACAUUUCAGAUUGAAGACGUAUCUGAAAAUUCACCAACGCAUUCACACUGGAGAGAAGCGCUAUCUCUGUGACCAGUGUGGAAACACUUUCAUUCAGAAGGGUAAUUUUAACAAACAUCAGCGAAUCCACACUGGUGAAAAGCCUUACAGCUGCAGUCAGUGUGAGAAGACAUUCAGAGAUCUGUCAGCACUGAAGAAACAUCAGCACAUCCACACUGGUGAAAAGCCUUACAGCUGCGAUCAGUGUGAGAAGAGAUUCAGACAUCUGUCAGCACUGAAGGAACAUCAGCGAAUCCACACUGGUGAAAAGCCUUACAGCUGCAGUCAGUGUGAGAAGACAUUCAGACAUCAGUCAGCACUGAAGAGACAUCAGCGAAUCCACACUGAUGAAAAGCCUUACAGCUGCAGUCAGUGUGAGAAGACAUUCAGAGAUCUGUCAGCACUGAAGAAACAUAAGCGGAUCCACACUGAUGAAAAGCCUUAUAGCUGCAGUCAGUGUGAGAAGAGAUACAAAAGUUCCCACAAUCUGAAGCGUCAUCAGCGAAUCCACACUGGAGAAAAAGACUGAUCCACAUAAGACAGCAGCAACAUCUGGAAUGUGAGGGAACUUAUUUCUCUCCUCCUGGCUUCUAUCACUACAGCAACAACAGUCGGUGCUGUCAGUAACAUUUAUAUCAAUAAUAAUAACAAGCAUGCAAAUAAA
Messenger RNA from Xiphophorus couchianus (Monterrey platyfish), 1180 nucleotides. RefSeq names its product zinc finger protein 454-like. The record is from RefSeq and is a predicted model, not a curated record. NCBI's taxonomy places the organism in Eukaryota, Metazoa, Chordata, Actinopteri, Cyprinodontiformes, Poeciliidae. Gene Ontology annotation, biological process: regulation of transcription by RNA polymerase II. The coding region runs from base 314 to 1045 and encodes 243 amino acids. Gene Ontology annotation, molecular function: RNA polymerase II cis-regulatory region sequence-specific DNA binding; DNA-binding transcription factor activity, RNA polymerase II-specific. The transcript has 3 exons.